This is a messenger RNA of Xenopus laevis (African clawed frog), 1747 nucleotides long. RefSeq names its product arylacetamide deacetylase L homeolog (gene aadac.L). Bases 112 to 1323 code for a protein of 403 amino acids. Gene Ontology annotation, cellular component: membrane. The transcript has 5 exons. Lineage: Eukaryota; Metazoa; Chordata; Amphibia; Anura; Pipidae. Gene Ontology annotation, molecular function: hydrolase activity; carboxylic ester hydrolase activity. The record is from RefSeq and is a predicted model, not a curated record.
CUUAGGUCCAACACAACAGAUUAACUUUGCCCUAUCACUCUGCUGCUGACUUGUUACACAGUCCGUGUGGAGCUUCAAUCAGUUGUGGGGAAGCAGGUAUUACGGUGAGACAUGGCAAGCAAGUCACUGCUCUUUCUCUUGCUAUCUGCACUGCUAGCCUAUUAUAUUUACACUCCUCUCCCGGAUAAUGUGGACGAGAAACUCACAGUCAUGCUGGUACAUGGAACAUUUAAAGCUCUUGGACACAUGGCAUAUAUGGCAGAGCUAUUUGGAAUCAAACAUUAUAUGGAUGGGAUGAUGCUUUUAACUCAUGCUGAGCACACAGAACCAGUAUCUGAUGAAAAUGUCUCAGUCACAGAUACCGUCUUUAGCAAUGUUCCCGUACGUUUAUUUAUCCCUAAAGCAGCAGUCACUGCACAAAGACGAGCAGUUAUUUAUAUUCAUGGAGGAGGAUGGUGCUUAGGAAGUUCAGCCAUGAAACCAUAUGAUCUUAUGGGAAGAAACACUGCUCAGCAGCUUGAUGCUGUCGUUGUUUCAAUAGAUUACCGAUUAGCUCCUGCAUUCCAUUACCCAACCCAAUAUGAUGAUGUGUAUGCUGUGGCGAAGUACUUCCUGAAUAAAGACAUUCUUCAGAAAUAUUCUGUGGAUCCAUCCCGAGUGGCUGUAGCUGGUGACAGUGCUGGAGGAAACUUGGCUGCUGCAUUAGCUCAAGAGCUGUUAAAUGACCCCGAAGUCAAAGUGAAGCUUAAGAUACAAGCAUUAAUCUACCCGGUUCUCCAGGACAUCGACAUGAAUACUCCGUCCUAUCAAGACAAUGGAAACAUGCCCGUACUGUCCAAGUCGCUGAUGGUCCGUUUCUGGAAUGAGUACAUCACUACUGACAGGACAUUGGGUGAAGCCAUGUGGCAUAACAAGCACAUCCCUGCUGAAGCUGAACAUGUGUUUAGAUAUGUAAACUGGAGCACUUUAUUACCAGACCACCUGAAAAAACAGCAUGUGUAUUUGAAACCUGAAUUUGGACCUUCACAUUUUGUUAAAAAAUACCCAGCAAUUCUGGAUGCAAAAGCAAACCCCUUAUUAGCUGGAGAUGACAAGUUAAAAGGCUUACCAACAACAUAUUUCAUUACAUGCAUGUACGACGUCUUAAGAGAUGAUGGCUUUAUGUAUGCAGAGAGGCUGAGAAAAGCUGGAGUCCAUGUGGAACAUGAUCAUUAUGACAAUGCGUUCCAUGGCGUUCUUUUAUUUAAUACUUGGCCAUUUGAAUUAAAAGUAGCACAUGCCAUGCACAACAACUACAUACGAUGGCUAAAUGAACGCUUAUGAGGAGCUCAGAUUGUAAGCUUGGCCAACAGAUUUGAGCAGAAGCACCUGGUUGUGUUGUAGCAAGGCAUCCAUGGUGCUUGAGGGUGCUGCACCCACAUACACUGUACCUCCUGACUGACAGGCGGGUUACAGAUACAUGUCAAAAGGUUCAAUAAUAUGUAGGCAAGUGACUGUUCCAGUUCAGUUUGUGCACCAUUUUUGUGUCUUGAUAGGGAGUAUCUGGCUCACUGUGGAUUGAAAAAUGUAUCAUGGGUAUGGUAUUUACUUGAUUUUUUUUGAAAAACUGCUUUACUGUUAAAGGAAAAUAUAAUCACUUUUUUUUUAAAAUAAACUCUCCAGUGUAAUUAUAACUAUAAGCAAACUGUUAACUUAAUGCUGGUGUGCUGUGUGAAUAUACAUAUAAAUAAAAGCAGUGAUGGGCGAA